AUGUAUCUGCACAAGGAGGAGUUGGGGAUGGAGAAGGAUUCAGGAAAAAGUGAUGCAGGCAAUCAGUCAAACUCCUCCACUCCCACCAUUUCACCAAACACAAAUAUCACUGAAGGUACCACAGAAAUCCCAUGUCAGUACAGCCUAAUGAAGAGUGUGAACAAAACCAAAGCUCAUGUGGUGAAUAUCAACGGCUCUAAGGACCAAAUUUACAUAAUCAAGAUAAAGGAUAAGCACAAUGAGAUCCGUGCUGAGCAAAUAUCUAACCGAACUGCCUUUAAAAUUCCAUUUGAAUGGUUAAAACCAUGCACUGUGUACACCGUCAGUGUGGAUGACUGUAAACACAGUGGAAGCAACACCUUCACUUCCAGUGAAAAUGGAGAAACUGUUCCGAAUACUGUUGUGACAAGCGUGACAGAUAAUAAAGUGUGUUUGAAAGGAAUAUUUAAUGAUAAUCAGAAAUGGGAUCUGACUGAAUGUGUUGAAAUAACGGAGCAAAACUCUUGCGCAUCCACACACACCGUUGUACUGGACACAUGUACCUACACAAUGAAUGUUGCUCUGCCCCCAGUCAAGCCUGACAUAAACUUCAAAGAAACUAUUCCCUCUCAGUUUGAAUGGAUGAAUAAACCAGCACGAUGUAAUGCUACGCUUAUCAUCAGUUGCACCAAUAAUGAGAACGAAAACAGCGUAAUUUAUGGUUUAAACACCCCAGUGUCAUUAUUACCCUACAAACCGUACACCUGCACCGGAGAAUAUCCUUACGAGAAACAACCCAUCAAGAGUAAUGAGCUCUCCAUUCAAAUAAAUUGCGGGCCAUAUGAUGCUGCUUAA
Sinocyclocheilus rhinocerous is the source of this 834-nucleotide messenger RNA. RefSeq names its product receptor-type tyrosine-protein phosphatase C-like. The record is from RefSeq and is a predicted model, not a curated record. The transcript has 9 exons. NCBI's taxonomy places the organism in Eukaryota, Metazoa, Chordata, Actinopteri, Cypriniformes, Cyprinidae. Bases 1 to 834 code for a protein of 277 amino acids.